AUGGCUGAGGCUGUGCUUGAACUUGUGCUUCACAAUUUGAGCUCACUCAUUCAUAAGGAGAUUGCCAUAUUUCUGAAUUUUGAACAAGACUUCAAAAGUCUUGCCAGCUUGCUAACUACAAUCAAAGCUACACUUGAAGAUGCUGAAGAGAAGCAAUUCACUAACAGAGCUAUCAAGGAUUGGUUGCUUAAGCUCAAAGAUGCUGCCCAUGUCCUCGAUGACAUCUUGGACGAGUGUGCUACUGAAGCAUUGGAGUUGGAGCAUGGAGGAUUCAACUGUGGACCAUCACACAAGGUACAAAGCUCUUGCAUAUCUUCUUUAAAACGUAACCAAGUUGCUUUCCGUUACAAAAUUGCUAAGAAAAUGAAAAGGAUAAGGGAGAGAUUGGACGAAAUAGCUGAAGAAAGGGGUAAGUUUCAUUUGACUGAGAUAGUAAGAGAGAAGAGAAGCGGAGUAUUCGAUUGGCGACAAACUACCUCAAUCAUUACUCAACCUCAAAUUUAUGGCAGAAAUGAAGAUAAGGAUAAAAUUGUAGACUUUCUGGUUGACGAUGCUUAUGCUUUUGAGGAUUUAUCAGUCUAUCCAAUAGUUGGUCUAGGUGGACUUGGGAAAACAACACUUGCACAACUUAUCUUUAAUCAUGAGAGAGUAAUCAACCACUAUGAGCUAAGAAUUUGGGUGUGUGUUUCUGAAGAUUUCAGCUUGAAGAGAAUGACAAAACCUAUCAUUGAAUCAGCAUCAGGACAUGCCUGUGAGGAUUUGGAUCUAGAGCCAUUGCAGAGAAAACUUUUAGAUUUGCUAAAUGGAAAAAGGUAUUUGCUAGUGUUGGACGAUUUAUGGGAUGAUGAACAAGAGAAUUGGCAGAGGUUAAAAUUUGUAUUGGCUUGUGGAGGCAAGGGUGCUUCAGUUUUGGUAACUACUCGUCUUCCAAAGGUAGCAGCAAUUAUGGGAACCGUGUCUGCUUAUUAUUUAUCAAAGCUAUCUGACGAUGAUUGUUUGAAAUUGUUUAAACAACGAGCCUUUGGACCAAAUGAGAAAGAAUGUGCAAACCUUAUGGUCAUAGGGAAUGAGAUAGUAAAAAAGUGUGCGGGAGUUCCACUUGCGGCAAUAACACUGGGAAGUCUCUUGCGUUUCAAAAGAGAGGAAAAAGAGUGGCUCCAUGUCAAGGAAAGUAAGCUAUGGAGUUUACAAGGUGAGAAUUCUGUCAUGGCUGCGUUGAGAUUAAGUUAUUUGAAUUUGCCCGUAAAAUUGAGACAGUGUUUUUCCUUAUGUGCGCUAUUUCCCAAAGAUAAUAUAAUAAGCAAACACUUUCUAAUAGAACUGUGGAUGGCUCAUGGAUUUAUUUCAUCCGUUGAAAAGUUGGAAGAGGAGGAUAUUGGCAAUGAGGUGUGGAAUGAAUUGUAUUGGAGAUCAUUUUUUCAAGAUAUUGAGAUUGAUGAAUUUGGAAAAAUUAAAAGUUUCAAAAUGCAUGAUCUUGUUCAUGAUCUUGCUCAAUCUGUUGCAGAAGAAGUAUGCUCCAUUACGGAUGACAACAAUGUACCUAGUACAUCUGAAAGAAUUCGCCACCUCUCAAUUUAUAGGAGGAAAUCCUUAAGGGAUGUCAGUUCAGUUCGGUUGGCGAAUGUGAAAUCAUUAAAGACGUGUUUAAAGCAUGUUGACCAACUUUCACCUCAUGUAUUGAAAUGUUAUUCUUUACGAGUGCUUGACUUCGAAAGAAGAACAAAGUUGUCAUCUUCAAUUGGUUGUUUAAAAUAUCUAAGAUACUUGAAUUUAUCUGAUGGUAAGUUCAAAACUCUUCCAAAAUCGAUAUGUAAGUUGUGGAACUUGCAGAUUUUGAAGUUAGACAAUUGUUAUCAUCUGCUUAACUUACCUAAUAGAUUGACAGAAUUGAAAGCUCUACAAAGCAUAUAUUUGACCAACUGCUACUCAUUAUCAAGCUUGCCCCCCAUGAUAAGGAAGUUGACUUUGUUGAAAACUUUAACUUUGUAUAUAGUCGACACAAAGAAAGGGUUUUUUUUGGAAGAAUUAGGACACCUAAACCUUAAAGGAGAUCUUUAUAUUAGGCACUUGGAGAGAGUUAACAGUGUAAUGAAUGCCAAAGAAGCCAAUAUGUCGAGUAAGAACUUAAAGCAAUUGCGACUGUCAUGGGAGAGAGAUGAAGAGUCCAAUUUACAAGAAAAUGUUGAGGAGAUUCUUGAAGUGCUUCAACCUCAGACUCAACAACUUCAAACUUUAGGUGUGCAAGGAUAUACCGGUUCCUAUUUCCCACCAUGGAUGUCUAGUCCUUCUUUGGAAAAUUUAACUUUUCUACAACUAAUGGAUUGCAAAAGUUGUUUACACCUUCCAUUGUUGGGAAAACUACCUUCUCUAAAGGAUCUAAGAAUAUUGAACAUGAGUCAUGUAAUAUAUGUAGAUGAGGAGCCAUGUGAUGGUGGAGUUGUAUGUUUCGUUAAAUUAGCAGUUCUAGUACUCGUAGAGCUGCCAAAUCUGGUAAGGUUAUCAAGGGAGGAUAAAGAAAACAUGUUUCCGUGUCUUUCAAGACUUCAAAUUACCGAAUGUCCUAAACUUUUAGGCUUGCCUUGCCUUCCGUAUCUCAAUGAUUUGCGUAUAGAAGGGAAAUGCAACCAAGAUUUGGUAAGUUCAAUUCAUAAACUCGAUAGUCUUGAAUCACUUCGAUUCAAAGAUAAUGAAGAUCUAACUUGCUUUCCAGAUGGGAUGCUACGGAACCUCACAUCUCUAAAGAUAUUAGACAUUUACGGGCUAUUCAAACUUGAGCAACUCCCAAUUGAACUCAUUUACCUUAAUGCUAUCCGUGAAAUACAUAUCACGGACUGCGAGAACCUCAAGCCAUUGACAGAUGAAGUAAUACAAGAGUUGCAUUCUCUUAAGAUAUUGGAAAUUGUGAGGUGUCCAAAGUUUGAUUCAGAGUCACUCAGAAAUAGAAGGUUUCGACGAGGCUUUACGACAUACUAGAAGGUUUUUGAUGAAGCUUAUGUAAUAUGAAUGCCCUUCAGUUGACGAAAAUGGCGAUGGUGUUAAUUUCAGUGCUGCAUAUGAUUUAACAGGGAAACAUUACGACAUUCAUCAUACUAAAGUUGUUGUGAAUGAUGAUCAUGAGGUCAACAUCGUUGUUCCUAAAAUCAAGAAUGAGGGAGAGGAAAGUCACUAUGUGGUGAUUGAUGUCAAUGUUGAGUAGUAGAAGAUGAAGAAUAUGAUCUUUGAGGUAUUUUUUAGGGUUAAUUGAUGUAAGUAUGUAGGUUUUAAAUUGUGACUGACUUGUGUUGAUAGCUGUGUUAAGCAUUGAGACUUCAAAUUCAAAUUGAACUUUUUGUAAAUGUGAUAUUGUAUUGCUUUAAUGUCAUGUGUAUGAUGAAUU
Messenger RNA from Trifolium pratense (red clover), 3376 nucleotides. RefSeq names its product putative disease resistance protein RGA3. The transcript is spliced from 2 exons. The record is from RefSeq and is a predicted model, not a curated record. NCBI's taxonomy places the organism in Eukaryota, Viridiplantae, Streptophyta, Magnoliopsida, Fabales, Fabaceae. Gene Ontology annotation, biological process: defense response to other organism. The coding region runs from base 1 to 2973 and encodes 990 amino acids. Gene Ontology annotation, molecular function: ADP binding.